Thelazia callipaeda (thelaziosis nematode) is the source of this 1260-nucleotide messenger RNA. Lineage: Eukaryota; Metazoa; Nematoda; Chromadorea; Rhabditida; Thelaziidae. The record is from the annotation of a GenBank genome assembly.
AUGUCACAGCAACAGCAAGCAGGCCACAACAUUGUUGAUGUAUACAAAGGUGUAAUAAACGAUGUUAUCACUCAAGUUAAGGAAGCAUUUCUUGAUGAAAAUGUUGAUAUUGAUGUUUUACAACAACUAAAGAAGGAUUGGGAAGAAAAACUGAUCGCCAGUGAAAGUGUUGAUUGGGAUGGCCCACGACAUGUUCAACCUCCUCCACUGAGGCAAAUGAAGCAGCCAGUUAUGGCAGCUGCAACUUUAUCGACAGGGAGUUCUGUUCGUAUUGCUCAGAAUGGGCAACACAUACUGGUGCAGCAGUCAGUACGAUCAUCGUCAUCACAAUCCAAUCAGCCAACCUUGGUUAUGCAAGCUAGUGGUGCAUCAAAUGUACAGAGGCCGGUUCAUCAGGUUCAGUACAUAAGCGCUACGAGCCUUCCAAUUACCAGUGAUCCAAAUACAGUUGUAAUACAACGGCAGCCGGUGAACCAAAACCCUGCACAGAUAACCACUGUGGCUCCUGGAAUGAUUGCAUUUCCGGCUGGACAAGGUCAGGCUCGAAUAGUCCAGCAGGGUGGUCAACAAUUCUUGAUGCAUGGAGGUGGAACAACUAACAUUCCUACGGGUAGUAGUGUCAUGAUAUUAAAUGCCGGCUCUCAGAUCCCUGUGACGCUAAAUAACGCUGUCGUUUAUCAAGCAGCUAACCGUCAGCCGCAACAGUCUGUGCAGUCAGCAAUAAAACCAGAAGAUGGUAUACAGAUGCUUGAUGGAUCGACGAAUUUGGUAGUCAAUAUUUCUAAAGCUGGUUCAUCUCAAUUUGUUCGCAAAACCAAUGAAAAGAAUCUCAAGCGCAGUGAAAAUCAAAAAGGUCUUUCUUGUAAGGAUAGCUUCUCAUCUCCCUUUUUAGGUGACAUAGGAAAAUUACUGCAAGUAGAUGGAAUGACUCGAGUAAGUGAUUCCUCGUCGGAAGAAGAAAUGGAUGAGGACGAUGAUGAUGAUCCUUUGAGGACUAUUGUUGAUCGUAUUAGUGAGGAGGGAAACGCAGUUGAAGAUGAAGAACAGGUAGUUGAAGAGGAUCCUCUGAAUUCAGGUGAUGAUCAAAGUGAUGACGAGGAUGUCGAUAGGCUUUUUGAAGCUGAAAACCUUGUUAUGUGUCAGUUUGAAAAAGUUCAUCGUGCUCGGAGUAAAUGGAAGUUUACGCUAAAAGAUGGAAUAAUGCAUAUUCGGGGAAAAGAUCAUUGCUUCCAGCGUUGUUCAGGUGAGGCAGAGUGGUAG